AUGCCGUCCGAGCACGAGGGCGAGUCCCCCAAGGGGCUGGCGGUCGACGAGUCCUUUUCCGACCGAACUUCGGCAACGUCACCGCACGGCAAGGAGAAGGCGCCAUGGUGGUCCUACAUCUGGGACUACGAGCCGGGCCGCUCCCACGAGGAACGCGUGUUCAUUCAGAAGUUGGAUGUCUUCCUCAUCACGAUGCUCAGUUUCGGAUACUUCAUCAAGAACCUGGAUCAGACCAACAUCAGCAACGCUUUCGUGUCCGGCAUGAAGGAGGACCUGUCCAUGAACGGAAAUGAGCUGAACCUGGUCGACACGGCGUGGACUGUGGGUUACGUCGUAGGGCAGAUCCCUUCACAGAUUGUGUUGACGAAGGUGCGCCCGUCGAUCUGGGUGCCGUCCUGCGAGCUUCUGUGGACCGUUUUGACGUUCUGUCUGGCGGCGGCCAAGACUUCGAACCAUGUCAUUGUGAUUCGGUUCUUUGUGGGGUUGGCGGAGUCGAUCUUUUACCCAGCUGCGCACACGAUUCUCGGAUCGUGGUAUAAGCCGUCUGAGCUGGGUAAGCGAGCGUGUAUUUUCCACGCUUCCUCCGCGGCUGCUAGCAUGUUCUCGGGUUAUCUGCAAGCUGGCGUGUACAAGGGACUGAAUGGUGUCCACGGUCUCACGGGCUGGAAGUGGCUUUUUAUCAUGGAUGGAAUCAUCAGCCUGCCAAUUUGCAUCGCUGGAUACUUCCUCAUUCCAGAUCUUCCAGAAAACACAAGGGCGUUCUACCUAAAUGAGAAAGACCGAGAGAUGGCACGAAACCGUAUGAAUGCCGUCGGGCGUGCGCCUCGUACUAAGCUUGGACUCUCAGCUUUCAAGCGCAUUUUCGGGCGAUGGCACGUGUACUACCUUACGAUUCUUUACAUCAUCUUCAUCAACAUUGGGCCUUCCAGCAGUGUCAACCCGUUCUCACUUUGGCUCAAGUCCAAAGGAGAGUCUGUCGAGAAGAUUAACAUCAUCCCCACAGCAGCCUCAGCGAUUCAGCUCGUCCUGACUGUCUCCUUCGCAAUUAUCUCCGACGCCAUUCGUCACCGCGCCAGUAUCAUGUCAAUAUCUACCUUCCUCGGAGGUUUCGCUGCUCUGCUGUUGGCAAUCUGGAACAUCCCAGAUGGCCUGAAAUGGUUCGCCUUCUUGCUUCAGCGCGCUUCCGUGCCAUAUGGACCGCUGAGCAUGAGUUGGGCAAACGAAAUUUGCGGUGCCGAUGCGGAGGAAAGAGCCAUCGUUAUCGGCAUUAUGAACUCACUGGGUUAUGCCUUCAACGCGUGGGUGCCGCUGUUGACGUACCCUCAGGUUGACGCGCCCAAGUUCAGGAAGGGCUUCAUUUUCAGCACCAUUGCGUUUGGAGCCCAGGCGGCCAUCACGGCCACCGUGGCGUACCUGUUCAAGAGGGAGAAAAAGAAGACGAAGAGUGAGAGGGAUGAAGAGGGAAGGGAGGCAACUGGAGAUAGGCGUUUGGAAUAG
Molecule: messenger RNA, 1497 nt
Organism: Colletotrichum chrysophilum
Lineage: Eukaryota; Fungi; Ascomycota; Sordariomycetes; Glomerellales; Glomerellaceae
Exons: 5
Coding region: 1-1497 (498 amino acids)
Biological process (GO): transmembrane transport
Cellular component (GO): membrane
Molecular function (GO): transmembrane transporter activity
Source: RefSeq, a predicted model, not a curated record